AUGACACCGGCCAACCAUUCCACUGCCUGGAGACUGGAGAGCACGACGACGCAGCGCCACCGGACAACCAUGCUGCCCCUCGCGAUUGUCUUAUCCGUGGCCAACGUGCUUUACACCGCUGGGAUAUUUUGCAUGCCCUUGGCUGACCAGGGGCCUCACCUCGCGCACGGCUGGGGCCAGGUAGUCCGGCUGAGACACCUGUACGCUGCCAAACCGGGACUGCAUCUGCGUAUCAGUGAGGAUGGACAGAUCCACGGCUCCGCGGACCAAACUCUGCACAGCCUGUUGGAAAUCCGUCCGGUGGCUCCAGGCCGUGUUGUGAUCAGAGGAGUCGCAGCCUCGCGGUUUCUCUGCAUAGAAGGGGAUGGCAGGCUGUACUCAUCGCACACAUACAACGAAGAGGACUGCACCUUUAGAGAGCAGAUCUUAGCAGACGGGUACAACACCUACUUCUCGGAGCGCCAUGGAGCCCUCCUCAGUUUGGGAAACCACCAGCAGAGACUGCAGGGCUUAGACCGAAGCGUUCCGGCUUUGGCCCAGUUCCUCCCAAGGAUCAGCACCCUGAAUCCCGCGUUGUCAGAGCAGCAGCUUCCCGUCCGGCUGAGUGCGGGCCCGGCAGAGGAUGCCGCGCAUCCCGUGGAGUCGUUCGGAAUGCUCUCCCAGAUGAUUCACAGCCCAAGCUUCCACAAGAGAUGAGAACCCAACUCUUGAGCAUUCGGAAAAAGGAUUCGUCAUACGGGGGUUGUCCACGCACUCCUCCUGACAUUUGGAAAAAACCAGCUCCUGCUCCAGAGUCUGGAGGAGCUUGGGGAGGAUGUUGUCAGGGCUGGCCCAUCAGACAUGACUGAACAGAGCGAGGCUGAGGGCUGUGCGCUAUGGAACGCUAUCUCCUGCCAUUCUCAGCUAACCUUUUCAUAUUUCUUAAAAUACAUCAUGGGAUGCCCACAUUCCCUCUGUGAAAAGAAAAAGGGAGUGCUUUUGUUUCAUGUCAAAUAAGGAGACUAAAGUUCACGUAAAGCACAGCGUCAGCAGGAGCAUGAAAAAGAAAGGAAUGCGACCAUAUUUGAUUUGAGAAAAUCAACCAGGAGGAAUCAUUGAGAAAUCAUAGGGUUUAAUAGUCUACUGCAACUCUGUCAUUUGGGCUGUUGGUAGAGUAACCAUGUAGGGGUUGAAGCUCACAUUUCCUACUAAAGUAUUGUGUAAUAUUGGUACUCACUGUAUUUAUUUGCUUUUUUUAAAAAGUUGUUGCUUUUUAUGUUUUUUCAGGUUACCUUUUAAUUUCCUGGAUGUAUUAAUUUGUUACGUUUAUAACAUUUUGUCUUUUUUUAUGUGUCGAGUUUUAGUUUUAAAACCUUUAUGAAUAAAUGUAUGACAGCUUAUCAAGAUGAGAGUAAUCGAUAAUGGAAUUUUCCGUAAGAUAAUUGUUC
Menidia menidia (Atlantic silverside) is the source of this 1427-nucleotide messenger RNA. Lineage: Eukaryota; Metazoa; Chordata; Actinopteri; Atheriniformes; Atherinopsidae. The record is from the annotation of a GenBank genome assembly.